Molecule: messenger RNA, 5218 nt
Organism: Nothobranchius furzeri (turquoise killifish)
Lineage: Eukaryota; Metazoa; Chordata; Actinopteri; Cyprinodontiformes; Nothobranchiidae
Gene: ext1b
Product: exostosin glycosyltransferase 1b
Cellular component (GO): membrane
Molecular function (GO): glycosyltransferase activity
Source: RefSeq, a predicted model, not a curated record
UCGUGUCGGGAUUGGAAUGUUACCGACUAACAAUCGGAACAACGGAGCACUCGGUAAUUGGACGCUAGAAUCAAGGAAUCCGGUCUUUUUGAACAUUUUUCUCAGCCGUGAACCCACUUUGAGGUUACUCGCGCUGACCGGAAAACUUCACCUGCUUCGCGGCUCUCCGCCGAUAAGGUUUUAUGUUUUAUAUCGGCGCGUUUGAGGGUUUGUGGGGAGGUGAUAAAUGAGUGGAGAGAAUGCAGGGAUUUGUCAGGUUACAGUUGGACCGCUGAGCUGCCCUGCUUCACAGAAGCGUCUCCCGGUGUUUCGUUUCUCCUCACAAGGCACCAUGGAAAGGUAAAGAAGCGGACCGGGACCAAAAUUCAACCGGAGGCUUGAGGGUAGGAGCGCGGUGGUCACACCGCCGGGCUCGCGCUGCCCGAGGUUAGCGAGUUAAAGCUCCAAACCGGGCUGUACCUUUACGUCUGGGAGAGCCUCGGGGACCCCCAGCCGCUGGUCGCCUUCAGAAGGAGAGUUCUCUGUCCGCUGUCGGGCAGUUUUCGUUUGAAAAGCCUCGUUGGAGCUGACUGAAUGAGCAGGAAGGGGACCGGUGGCUGUGUAUAUCGAGUCCGCGGAGUCCGGGCAGCGCCAGUCCGUGUCGGUGCUCCAGAGCCCCGCCGUAGGCGUCUUUAGAUAUGGUGAAACUCUACAGAAGAGGGAGAAUGGGAAAACUCGUCUAAAAUCGCCCACAUGCACUGGAUCAAUUGUUGGAUAUCGGAUCAGAAUACGCAGAAGGGGAGUUGGAGAUCCUUGGAAGCAGCCGGAGGAUGGAGCGGUGUAGCCGGGGUUAGUGAGAGCCGAACUUCGGACCUCUUCACCUUUCUUAUUCCUGAUCAACUCGCCUCUGCUCCCAGGACACAUGCAGGCCAAAAAACGCUACCUGAUCCUGGUCUCCGCCGGUGCCUGUCUAGUGCUUCUGUUUUACCUCGGAGGGUUGCAGCUUCCAGCGGCCAUGAGCCGGCAUGGGCGCAGCAGAAUCGAGCAGCCGUGGCCUCACUACUCCGACCCGUUACAGGCUUUCCUGCCCUGGGAUCAGACGGACACUGAGGAGUACAACCUGCACAUAUCUCCCCGUCAGAAACGGGACGUCAACAGGAGUGUUUACAAAAGCAAACGGUGCCGCAUGGACUCCUGUUUUGACUUCUCUCCGUGUCAGAAGAACGGAUUCAAAGUUUAUGUUUACCCCCAGCAGAAGGGAGAGAAGAUCUCAGAGAGUUACCAGAACAUUUUAUCCAUCAUUGAGGGAUCCAGGUUCUACACCUCAGAUCCUGGACAGGCGUGUCUGUUUGUCCUAAGUGUGGACACUCUGGAUAGGGACCAGCUGUCCCCUCAGUAUGUCCACAACCUGAAGACUAAAGUGCAGAGCCUUCCUCUGUGGAACGAUGGUAGGAACCACCUCAUAUUUAACUUGUAUUCGGGGACAUGGCCUGACUACACGGAAGAUCUCGGCUUUGACAUCGGCCAGGCCAUGCUGGCCAAGGCCAGCAUCAGCACCGAGAACUUCAGGCCCAGCUUUGAUGUGUCGAUCCCCCUCUUCUCCAAGGAGCACCCGAGGACUGGCGGGGAGAGGGGGUACCUCAAGUACAACACCAUCCCGCCUUUUAGAAAGUACAUGCUGGUGUUCAAGGGGAAACGCUACCUGACUGGCAUCGGCUCGGAUGCACGGAAUGCCUUAUACCACGUCCACAAUGGGGAGGAUGUGGUGCUGCUCACCACCUGCAAGCAUGGCAAAGACUGGCAGAAGCACAAGGACGCACGCUGUGACAAGGACAACGCGGAGUAUGACAAAUUCGACUACAAGGAAAUGCUUCACAACUCCACCUUCUGUUUGGUGCCUCGGGGCAGACGGCUGGGAUCCUUCCGCUUCCUCGAGGCGCUGCAGGCUGCCUGUGUGCCCGUGAUGCUGAGCAACGGCUGGGAGCUGCCUUUUUCCGAGAUCAUCGACUGGAACACAGCGGCGGUCAUCGGCGACGAGAGGCUCCUGCUGCAGAUUCCGACCACGGUCCACUCCAUCCACCAGGAUAAGAUCCUGUCCCUCCGACAGCAGACUCAGUUCCUCUGGGAGGCGUACUUCUCCUCUGUGGAGAAGAUUGUGCUGACCACACUGGAGAUCAUCCAGGACCGAGUGCUGGAGCACGGCUCCAGGAGCAGCCUGAUGUGGAACAGUCACCCUGGGGGUCUGUUUGCUUUGCCGCAGUACUCUGGAUACCUGGGAGACUUCCCCUUCUACUACGCUACGCUGGGUAUUAAACUGCACCCGAAGUUCACUGCCGUCAUCCACGCCGUGUCCCCCCUGGUGUCCCAGUCCCAGCCCAUCCUCAAGCUGCUGGUGGCUGUGGCCAAGUCCCAGUACUGUGCUCAGAUCAUCGUCCUGUGGAACUGUGACAAGCCUCUGCCUGCUAAACACCGCUGGCCCGCCACAUCGGUGCCUGUCAUCGUCAUCGAGGGAGAAAAUAAGGUGAUGAGCAGCCGUUUCCUCCCAUAUGAGAACAUCUUGACGGACGCCGUCCUCAGCCUGGACGAGGACACGGUGUUGUCCACCACAGAGGUGGACUUUGCGUUUACCGUCUGGCAGAGUUUUCCUGAGAGGAUUGUGGGUUAUCCGGCCCGGAGCCACUUCUGGGACAGCAACAAGGAGCGCUGGGGCUACACAUCCAAAUGGACCAAUGAUUACUCCAUGGUUCUGACCGGUGCCGCCAUGUUCCACAGGUAUUACCACUACCUGUACACACACUACUUACCCACCAGCCUGAAGAACAUGGUGGACCAGUUAGCCAACUGUGAGGACAUCCUGAUGAACUUCCUGGUCUCUGCUGUCACCAAGCUCCCACCCAUCAAGGUCACACAGAAGAAACAGUACAAAGAGACCAUGAUGGGACAGUCUUCGAGGGCUUCUCGCUGGGCCGACCCAGACCACUUUGCCCAGCGGCAGACGUGCAUGAAUAAGUUCGCCAGCUGGUUUGGCACCAUGCCACUCAUCCAUUCCCAGAUGAGACUGGACCCUGUCCUCUUCAAGGACCAGGUCUCCAUCCUCCGUAAAAAAUACAGGGACAUCGAGAGGCUCUGACAAGACCGCCGCCCCCUCGGGGGAGACCCCACGCAGGGGGAGAGAGACUCUGUGGAGAGUCGGAGGAGUACAGCGGGAUGGACAGGGAGAGACGCUGCUCUGUCUUCCACUCAGCACAUUGCCAAUGACCACAGCUCCGCUGCAGCCAGGAGCUGAUGCAGGAAGAGAAAACACGUAGAUUUGGAUUUAAGAAUUGCAAACUGACAGAGACGAGUACACAAACAUGCCAAACAGAACGGUUUGCUUCACAAACACACUACUGACUACAGAAACUGUUGGAUAGAAUAUUUUUUGUACAACAUGAACAUCCUGCUCCCUCUGCACACGUGCAGGAUGGAGGAGGAGGGAAGGUGUUUGUGAUGGCUAGCCUGGCAACCCAAACCCACCACAGAUCUUACCAGUCACCCCUAACAACCCUCCCUCGUCUGCAUCAGGACACGCCGAGUUCUGCUUUAUUCUCACUAAAAAGAUCAAAACAGCUGCAUUUGAUCUGUUAACAGGAGAAAAUGUGUGUGUGUGUGUGUGUUUAAUGUACUAUCUGCUCAACCUUUUACCACUGAGAGAAGUUGGAAAAACAGCUAGUUUUCCUCGUCUUAUUUCCCGCUCUAAAUUCACCGUGCCGUCUGAGAGAAUGAGCAACAAGGAGCUGAGCGUUGCGUUCUAACACACACCUCUGCCCUCCUUCCUGCUAGGAGCGGCAUUCUGACAUCGGGGUCUGCCUUUAAAGUUGUUGAUUGCACAUCCCAUCGCCUACAUCGGUUUCAGAUGCCUAAACACUCCCCCGCCCCACAUAUCAAAGGACCUCGGAGCCUUUAAAUUGACAAAAUGCUUUUCUCCUCAAUUUGCAGGCAGAGAUACGUUUAGGCCUCAUUUAGGUGAACCGGUUUCACUCCUGGGGGACGAGCUGCUGAUGAAACAUCUCACAUUAUGGAUUGUUGCGUUUUCAGAACUGUGACCCACAAACACGAUCUGCGCACGCUCAGCCAGCAGCCAUGUUUCUUCCUCUGUUACAUCCACAGAUCUAAACAACUUCUCUCAGCCUUCAGUUGGUAAAAACAAUAGCAGGAAGUGUGAAGUCUGCCAAGUCUCUGAAAUGUUGGUGGUGGCCUUUCUGUCCAUGUUUGUAUCUACUGCUGCGGUUCGUUUGAUGUUGAGACCCGGUCCGUCUGCUUCGUGUCCCUAACACCCAGUUGUUUGAAUUCCGUUAGUCGAUACCGCCCCCUCACAUUCCUGCAGUGAUUAAAACAGCAUUAGGACUAAUUCAUCUAUCAGUAUUUAUUCCGUUUAUAUCAGUUCUCCAUCACUCAUGUUUUAAUACUCGAAUACUUGAUGUAUCCCUGAAAGGACAGCGCCAUCUUGGCUCUCCACGGGAGUUGAGUCGUAAGGACUGCAGCGACUGACGUGGGGGAUAAUGAGCGGCGGCACCAGAUGGAACCGUUUUGUGUUUAAACUGCCCUCUUCACAGCUGAAAGUGUGUUCCGGUUUACUGGAGUCCACAUUUCAGUCAGAGGGUGGAGGAUCUCCCAAAACUCCAUCAGCAGAACUUUAUGCAAGUAAUAAUCUGCAGCUUGGCCUCAGAACCAAGAGUUUAUCUGAAGCGUCGCCGUGGAAACGAGCCUGCUCUUGAUUUGUGCCUUUUUAUCAACUGAUUAUUUAAACGAUGAGUCACAGCUUCCAUUCUCUCAUUUAGGACACCCCCUCCCAUUAUCAUGUUAUGUUUGGACACGUUGCUAUGGUGAUGGCACACGACCACUUCCUGUUUGACUGACUGGUGCUACGUAUCCGGUCGGUGACACAAACACGUGGAGGCCAGCGGUCCUGAUGCCUUUCCUCCCUCCUGACUUCUAAUUAAGAGAAGACUUUUAUAGAGGCCACAAAUGAAAUAGAUAAAUGCCAAUUUUGUAAGAAUGAUUUAUAAAAAAAAUAAAAUAAACUCAUAUUUGAUUAUAGCUGGAUGUCUUAGUGUCUUUUGUUUUCUGGAAGGUGCCAUCAUGUUCCUGUCUGCUCCGACAACAGCAAAACUCUUUAUAGGUUCUCUGCUUCUUCAGAGGUGUUGAACAAAAAAGGACUUUGUUCCCACAAACAAAACACCAACAGUGCAGAGGAAAA